Penicillium griseofulvum is the source of this 1341-nucleotide messenger RNA. RefSeq names its product NAD(P)/FAD-dependent oxidoreductase. Gene Ontology annotation, molecular function: sarcosine oxidase activity; flavin adenine dinucleotide binding; proline dehydrogenase activity. The coding region runs from base 1 to 1341 and encodes 446 amino acids. The transcript has 2 exons. Lineage: Eukaryota; Fungi; Ascomycota; Eurotiomycetes; Eurotiales; Aspergillaceae. The record is from RefSeq and is a predicted model, not a curated record.
AUGGAUACGGACCAACGAGUCGUUAUCAUUGGAGCUGGAGCCUUCGGUCUCGGUACGGCGCUGAGACUAAAGGAAGAAGGCUACAAGUCAGUCACCAUCCUAGACCGCUCAGUGCCUCCAGUCCCUGACGGAUCGAGCAACGACAUCUCCCGCAUUAUCCGAUUCGAUUACGGAGACCCCAUCUACGCUGAGAUUGCGAAAGAGGCAUUCGACCUUUGGCAGACCGGGGAUUAUCAAGAAGCCUUCCAUCAGACUCCCUGCUUAUGGGUCUGUCAAGAUGGCACCCCAGAGCAGCCCGUGCAGCCUCGAGCACAGGAGUACAGCUGCAAAACAAAGCAAGUCUUGACUGAGAUGGGACAAGAAUGGGUUCCGGUCGGCAGUGUAGAAGAGGCGAAACAGCAUUUCCCCAAAUUGAGUGGCCGACUAGCCACUCCUGGGUUUGACGGGUUCUACAACAAAUCCGCUGGCUGGGCGGAUGCUGGCCUUGCCUGCGCUCGUCUGAUGUCCCGUUGUGCUUCAGCAGGUGUAUCGUUCAUCACAGGUCCGAAUGGCCAUGUUGAAGAAUUCGAAAAGCGGCCGGAUGGAACGAUCAAAUCUGCCCGUACCAAGAACGGACGGGUUGAGGGCGACCAAUUCAUCGUCGCCACUGGUGCAUGGACUGCGAGUCUAAUCCCGGCUUGGAACUCAAUGCUUGCUGCUGGACAGGUUGUUGGGUAUCUGCGCCUUACCCCAGAGGAAGUCACCCAGCUCAGGGAUCUGCCUAUCUACUUCAACUUUUCGACUGGUUUCUUUGCUUUCCCUCCUCACGAGCCAACUGGAUACCUGAAGGUUGCCUGUCAUGGUUUUGGUUAUACCCGUGCAGAGCACUCGGUCACAUCUGCACCGCCUAGUUCAGCAGUUACUUCGCGGGCGAAUUACAUCCCCGCCGACGGAUUGAAGCGUCUGACAUCUGGGUUGAUGGACCUUUUCCCCCAGCUGGCACCAAGGGGCUUUGAAAAGGUGGGAAUCUGUUGGUACAACGACACUCCGACCGGGGAUUUUAUCUUUGAUUUCCACCCAGAGCACAAGAACUUGUUCAUUGCUACUGGAGGAAGCGGACACGCUUUCAAAUUCCUACCUGUCAUUGGAAACUACAUUGUAGGAAGCUUCCAACGCAAGCUUUCGCGGGAGUUACUUGAAAAAUGGAAGUUCCCUACCCAAUUCAGUGAGCGUUUCCAGGGAGAAGUAUUCAUGGGAGAUGGAAGUCGUGGAGGACCAGAGCGAAGGGAGUUGACUGCCCAAGAGCUCGACGCAUUUGACACGGCAUUGAAAGCUGCUUCAUCCCGACCAAGCAAGAUUUGA